CUUGCUCCUGCGACUCUAUGCACCAUGGUCGAGCCAGCGCUCCCAAGUCCAACUGAGGCCCCACCGCCCGCGUACGAAAUAUCCCAACUUGACUUUGAGGAAAAACUCGUGAUCGCAACAGAGCGUUCUCUUGAUCUCUCAGACCAUAAUUAUGAGCAAGCAUAUAACGCAUCAAAGGCAGAUACUAAAUUCAUGUCGGACGACGCUGGUCAGUCGAACGUGGAGGCUCAUCAGUUUGCGUCUGCGUCCGCCAGUGCGCAGUCAUCAUCAGUCCGGCCGUUAAGCUUCAGAAGGAAAUCACGCAAAUCAGAUGGUUCUGGCGAGUCGGUCGGGGCUAAGGAGCGCCCUAGCUGGCUCGAAGAGACGCGUGUCGACGCGUCGACUUCAAAUUCCAGUGCUUCUGUACGGCGACUACCAUCCGAACCUGAAGAGCCACACGGUCACGACGAUGGGCCAUCCCAACACGUCUUACCCGAUGAAUCCUCGGAGGAGGAUCAUUCUAUGCCCCCGCCGCCCUUUGCUCCGAUCGACACGUCGCUGGAUGGGCCAGCUUAUGAACGAUAUCCCAGCCAGGACGCGCGCCCACGACGAACAGAUGGACCAACAAUCGUUAUGUCCUACACUGAUCAAGAUGUUGGCGCUUCUCCCCCUCCAUCACCUCCGCAGUCCCCGGUCGUCCGGAAUACAUCACCCAACAUACAUCGACAGCGUGCGACAUCUCCCCAAAUCAAUCCCAUGACCCACGGUUAUCAGCACGCGCCGCAGCAAUCCCGACUGCAAGUUGGUAACCCUGCACCCCGUCCAAGAUCGACGGGCGCCCAGCGCUUCGUGCCCCCACCCCCUCGACUAAGCUUUGAUCCGUCUGUUGCCUAUGAAGGAACAAGGACUUCUUUGUUUGGGCAGCUGCCGAAAGAAGUAAAUGAUGUAGGUCAGGAUGCAAGAUCCCUGUACAGUUCUGCCGUUGCUCCCCUCAUGUCGUCGCAAAAGUCGCAAAUAUCUCGGCCGGCACCCGCUCCGAGAGCAAAACGAUAUGCUCCAUCGAUAAACUCUCUCUCUUCUGAAUAUGAUCAGAACCAGACUCAACAAAACAUGCCUUCGAAUAGGCCUUUCUACUCUGCGCAGGACUAUGCUGCCAGCCGGACCUCUGUCUACACGCAGGCCUCUGUGAAUCAGUUCCCACAAUAUCCACAUGUUUCACAGUAUCAACAGAUGCCGCAGUACCCCGCACAGCAAAACAAUGCUCGUCCGCCCGCGACAAUCCACCAAAGUAGCAAUCAACGAUGGUCGACUGCACCCGCACCAUAUCAAUCAACAUACUAUCAGCGCUAAACGAUGCCUCUUAUUUAACCUCCUAACUUCAUUUUUUUUAAUCUUCGAAGAUACCUAACGUUGUAUAAUAGGAGAAUGUGGAGAUCUUUCUCGGACCAAGUAGCUUAUUCCUUCCGGUUGUUUUCUUGAUUUAUUACAACCAUCUUCAAACUUGUAAUCGUUGCAACUUAUUUAUCUGUUAACCUUCCAGCACGCUGCUUACGCUGGCACUUUGUCCUUUGUAUCGCUUCACUUCCUACGCCGCUUGUUUUCGGUAUUCUGCUCUUUUUACAUGUUACUCAGCUUAUUUACCCUGAUU
Molecule: messenger RNA, 1627 nt
Organism: Fomitiporia mediterranea MF3/22
Lineage: Eukaryota; Fungi; Basidiomycota; Agaricomycetes; Hymenochaetales; Hymenochaetaceae
Exons: 3
Coding region: 25-1329 (434 amino acids)
Source: RefSeq, a predicted model, not a curated record